Messenger RNA from Cryptomeria japonica (Japanese cedar), 717 nucleotides. Its product is annotated as UDP-glycosyltransferase 91B1-like. Bases 1 to 717 code for a protein of 238 amino acids. The transcript has 2 exons. Gene Ontology annotation, molecular function: UDP-glycosyltransferase activity. NCBI's taxonomy places the organism in Eukaryota, Viridiplantae, Streptophyta, Pinopsida, Cupressales, Cupressaceae. The record is from RefSeq and is a predicted model, not a curated record.
AUGGGCAUCCCCACCAUAAAUUUCAUGGUAGUUGGCAUGGCAGCUAUGAGUUUCACAAUAGGACAACACAGCCAACGACUGCCCAAUAUCCCAAUGGCCAAGGAUCUGAUUGUACUGCUACCCAGAUUCCCCUCAUUGUUUGUCCACUUUCGAACCUUUGAAGCCCAUAAGGAAAGUAAGGGCCUCACCUUCAUGAACUGCCUUUCUAUCUCUGUGGAGGAAAGUUGGGCAAUGCUUAGCAAUACUUGCCAAGAGUUGGAAGGAAAAUUUGUGGACUAUUUUGAAAGAAGCACCGGGCAGUUCAUGUUUCCUAUGGGGAUUUCCAUGCCCAGUCUACCACCUCGGCCUGAUGUAGACCAUUGGUUAGCCUGUGAAAUUCCAUUCCUAUGUGUUCUUUUCAUCGAUGCGGGGGCUGAGUUGCAUAGAGUGUCUGAGGAUUGCACCCCUAGCAGAGGACUCGUGGUUACAGAGUGGGCGCCUCAAUUGCACAUUUUAAACCAUCCUUCCACUGGAGCUUUUCUUUCACAUUAUGGGUGGAAUUCGGUGACAGAAGGCCUGAGGUUUGGAGUACCUAUUGUUUCUCUUCCAAUCCAGUUCAACCAGCCUUUAGUUGCUAGGCUAAUGGCUGACGAAUUGAAGAUGGGAGUGGAGGUUAAAAGAAAUGAGGAGGAUGGUUCUUUCACUAAGGAGGAUGUAGCUAAAGACGUCAAGUUGUGA